AUGGUCAGGUUCGUCCGCGUUUCGGUCCAUGCUGUGUUGGGAGUUUCAGCCGCAUUGCAGCCUCUCCCUAGUCAGCAAGAUCAGCACACAAGGCAUGUCAGGCUCUCCGUAUCCACCACCGACAGAGUCGUGCCGUCUGGAGUCCUGGACAGUGAAACAAUGAUAUCAGGCUGCAAGGCGGAUGUCAUUACCCCCUGGACCUCCUGGACGUUGGCUGUUAGGAAAUACGACGCCAAAGUCAUAUUGUGCUGUUUCAAUUCGCGAGAUGGACAGAACAAUAUGGACCUGUGUUCUUGCUCAGACAAGGCCAUAGGGUUUUUGUGA
This is a messenger RNA of Suillus plorans, 324 nucleotides long. RefSeq lists its product as uncharacterized. Bases 1 to 324 code for a protein of 107 amino acids. The transcript is spliced from 3 exons. The record is from RefSeq and is a predicted model, not a curated record. Lineage: Eukaryota; Fungi; Basidiomycota; Agaricomycetes; Boletales; Suillaceae.